UAGUUGGACACUUUUUUUUUUCUUUUUUUUUUUUUUCAUCUAAUGCAACAAGUGAAUGGAGUUCAAGUAUAUAAUUCUGAUCCUUCACUAUUAUAUGAAGGUUUAGAUAAAGAACCUACUUGGUUUAGUGCUCAAGGUGGUGUAUAUCAAUGCUAUGAACGAUCAAGUCGCCGACCUAUUGCCAUCAAAAAAUAUUUGGUAGAAGACAACAAUAAACAUCCUGAUAUGUUUGUUAUGCCUCAAGAAUUAGUAGAAAACGAAAUUUAUACAAUGACAAAGUGCAACCAUACCAAUAUUCUUAAACUUUUAUCUGUUCACCUUCAUCAAGAAUAUGUUUAUCUUAUUAUGCCUCUUUGUGGAGGUGGUUCUUUACAACAAUAUGUAUUUGAACAUCAUCUCAAUUAUGGACAAUUGGCUCAUAUUGUUGCUUCGAUUGCAGCUGGAUUAGAGGAAAUCCAUCGUCACGGGUACAUUCACCGGGAUAUCAAAUGUGAUAAUAUAUUUUUAGAUGAUCAGGCAAAUCAAGUUGUUAUUGGUGAUUUUGGCGUGGUUUCUAUUACUCCUGCAGCUGAUUCAAGCUUGGAAGAGGCAGGUGUUGUUCUAUUCUGGGCUCCUGAACUUGUGCAAGGCAAAUUGGUUAAUCGAAAAAUUGAUAUUUGGGCUCUUGGAAUUGUCAUUUUAGAAAUCAUCAAUGGUGGUCGUGCACCUUAUGAAGAUGAAAAAUUGGAUGAAGAAGAGAUUAAACAACGUAUUUUGACAAUUGGAAAACCAGCAUAUCCUGAAGGUUUACCCUCUCGAUUAUUAGAUUUAUUGGAUUGUUGUUUGAAUCCUGACCCACGUGCUCGAGCAUCUGCAUCUGACAUUCUGAAGCAUCCAUUUCUCCUUGAUUAUGAUCAUGAACCAUUAUUUGCAACAGCAGCAUCAACGACAACAACAACAGCUACAGAAAGUGAUGACUACUCAGUGUUGUGUUCUAUCGAUCCUAAUGCAGUAGAUGAAGGUUCAAUGCUUAAUGCUCUCAAGACACUUCAAGACAUGAAACCUAUGGAUGAAUUGGACCUCAAUUUGGAAUCUACAGUUCCUGAUCUCUCUGAUACUUCUGAUUCACUCUCUUCUUCACAAUCUCAUCGCAUCGAUCCUAUAACAUCACCAGUACCACGACGACAACAUGUACCAUCUCGUAAAUGUCGGUUACCCGUAGCAUCUUUUGUUUUGAAUGAUGAUUAUGUUGAUUCCAUUCCUGCAAAAGACAAGAUUGCUCAUGUACGACAAAAGCGACAAUCAUUGACUGAAGAACAUCGUAACCAAGGAUCUCGUUUACCUAUGCUGAAAAUCAUUUUGGCUGUACCUACUUCACCCUCACCUCCACCAACCCCGGGAAAGAAACUUAGAAAGGCUAAAUCGGUCCGACUUUGUGCAACUUCACCUGUUACACCUCAAGCAUCCAACAACCGUAUUCAACAAAAACCUGAAAGAAAACCAUUACUACGAUCUCAAACUCUUCCAACACAACCUAAACGAGCUUCACCUUCCUCUUUACCCAAGAGCACCGAGCAUCAUCGACAAACGACAACAACAACAACAGCAACAGCAACUCGUCUACCAUCUCUAGGAAAACCAUCGACACCUGUUGCUGCUACUCCUGGGAAAAAGAAAUCAUCACUCACUCCACCAACUCAACCGCUAGCUUACCGACAAAAAAGAUUACCGGAAAGUCGAACUGCUCGUUUGAUGAUGGGUAUCAGUACCACUGGUCGACGAACAUCCAAGGCAGAUACUGCUACAUUAUCACCACCUACUCCAGAAGUCACCAAAACAACAUCAAAACGUCUAUCAUCCGCACUCGCAGCAUCUUUGUCAAGCAAAAAAAGAUCUCAAGAAACAAAACAGCGGCCAUUAUCAUUCUCUGGACCAAAGUCAACCACGUCAGCGGUAGCCAUGUCAUCAUUCAGUACCCAUCGACGAGAAUAUCCAUUACCGCCCCCUUUACCUGCUUUACCACAAUCCUAUGGACGAUAUCAUCAAAAAGACGACGAGCAGUAUCAAAAAUCAGCAUUGACACCUCCUGUUAGUCCGGCCAAACUGCGUCGGCGAGUAUCAGCACCAUCAUCAAAACAUGAACCAACAUCACCAACAUCACCAACAUCAGGCAGUUCUUUUGGAAAAAGCAACAAUCUCAAAGGGAUGAAGGUUUUACGAGCUUAUUGACGUUACUUCUUCUUCUUUAUACCCUAUUUAUUUUUAGUUUCUAUAUACUCAUUAUAACUUAUGAUAUUUUUAUGAUUCCAUUAUCUAUUAUCUAUUUCUUCCUCCCAUUCCAUUUUACUUUUUUAUUACUAUUAUUAUUAUUAUUAUUUAUCUCUUCAUCACUAUUAUACAUUGAUUUUCCUCGUUAUUUAUACAACACAAUAAAAAUC
Messenger RNA from Halteromyces radiatus, 2417 nucleotides. RefSeq names its product kinase-like domain-containing protein. NCBI's taxonomy places the organism in Eukaryota, Fungi, Mucoromycota, Mucoromycetes, Mucorales, Cunninghamellaceae. Gene Ontology annotation, cellular component: cytoplasm. Gene Ontology annotation, molecular function: ATP binding; protein serine/threonine kinase activity. The record is from RefSeq and is a predicted model, not a curated record. Bases 43 to 2208 code for a protein of 721 amino acids. The transcript is spliced from 5 exons. Gene Ontology annotation, biological process: protein phosphorylation.